AUGGCGGUCUUGCCAAUCAUCAAUCAAGACACGUCGCAGAUAUGGCGCCGCCUCAACGACAAAAUCGAGGAGCCCAAGAGCCAGAGGCGGCUCAUCCUCUUCAUUGUGUGCGUGGCCCUCCUGCUGGACAACAUGCUGUACAUGGUCAUCGUACCCAUCAUCCCGCAGUACCUGCGCAGCAUCGACGCCUGGUACACGCACACCGAGGGUGGCAACAUGUCCUCCUUCGUGGUGAACGCCACCGUGAACGGCGUGGUCACGAACCGCACCGAAUGGCGUCGCACGGGUGGUCACAUCGUCUACGAAGGCGAAGAGUCGGCGGUCGGCGUCCUCUUCGCCUCCAAGGCCAUCGUUCAGCUGUUUAUUAAUCCCUUCUCGGGGGCUCUAAUCGACAGGAUCGGCUACGACAUUCCCAUGAUGUUCGGUCUAAGUAUCAUGUUUCUGUCUACGGCAAUAUUCGCCUGCGGCAAGAGCUACGGCGUGCUCUUCUUUGCCAGAAGUCUACAAGGCGUCGGCUCCGCUUUUGCGGACACCUCUGGGCUCGCUAUGAUCGCUGACCGAUUCACUGAGGAGUCCGAACGAACCAAAGCGCUUGGCAUAGCACUGGCUUUCAUCUCUUUCGGCUGCCUUGUUGCCCCCCCGUUCGGCGGCCUCCUCUACGAAUUCGCCGGCAAAGAGGUUCCCUUCAUCAUCCUCUCCCUCGUCUCGCUCACCGACGGCAUCCUUUUGCUGUUCGUGAUGCAGCCUGUGAAGCAGCAGAUGCGUGCAAUGGGCGUCCAGCGGCCCGCAGGUACCCCCAUCUGGCGCCUCUUCAUCGACCCGUACAUCGCUGUGGCCGCAGGGGCGCUUAUGAUGUCCAACGUAUCGCUGGCCUUCCUCGAACCGACAAUCUCUAUCUGGAUGAAGGAUAACAUGCACGUGGAUGACUGGCAGAUUGGCCUCAUCUGGCUGCCAGCUUUCUUUCCGCACGUGGCGGGCGUUUACUUGACAGUGCGCAUGGCACGCCAGUACCCACAAUACCAAUGGGCUAUCGCUUGCUUUGGCCUGGCACUCGAAGGGCUGAGCAGCUUUAUCGUGCCCUUUGCCCGUUCCUACUGGGUUCUCAUCAUACCGCUCUCGGGCAUCUGCUUUGGCAUCGCCCAGGUCGACACCUCGUUGCUACCCACGCUGGGAUACUUGGUCGACGUGCGUUAUGUAUCUGUCUACGGCUCCAUUUACGCCAUCGCUGACAUCUCGUACUCGCUGGCAUACGCCAUCGGCCCCAUCAUCGCUGGUGGUAUUGUCGAGAGCAUUGGAUUUACGGCCCUCAACAUCUUCAUAGCCAUAUCCAAUCUUCUCUACUGCCCACUGCUUAUGUCACUGAGACAUAUCUACGACUACAAGCCAUUUGAGAGCGAGGCGAACAUACUGAUGCAGGAUCCUCCGGCCAAGGAAUAUCAGACCUACAGACUUCAAGACGGCACAGCAGAUCCACUCCCGGUCACGAACCACGUGCAACAGACCUCCUUUAUGGAAGGUGGCACCGUCACUACUGGGCAAGGACAAACUCAACAGCAACAACCUCAACUCCAGCAACUUCCAGCUGCGGGUAAGACACAGACACCACAGCAUCAGCAGCAACAGCGACCUCCGCACAAGCGUCCCGCCGCAAAGAAGCAUGUGCGCGUGAGAGGAUACAGGUCUUCGGACAUGGAAAUGAUGAUCACUAGCUCCGAGGAGGAAGAGGGUGACCUUGAGUGAGGCGUCCCUCUCGGCUGGGUAGAGGUCACUUGUACCCGUGCUCAUCUUCUGCGUUUCGGACGGCUCUCUGUGGAGGUGGAGGUGAUGCUCAUCAGCUCCUGUGUGAGAGGAAGAGGGUGACUCGAAGUGAUGUGCUGACUGCUUGGUGAUUUUUUUUUCGCCUGGUGCGCACAUGUGUGUACUUCUAGACACUCCUACCUUUAGGGUAUUGAAAUCAAAGCGCAAGGGCUAAUGAAAGAAAGUGGUCUUCGCUAUAGUGCAGGAUGCUAGAGUAACGAUUUCCCUCGUUAAAUCCCGACCAGAUAACCAUGGUAGAUAACUAAGACCGCUGAGAAAGGUGGACAUGAUGCGACAGGUCAUCGCAUGCUAUGACAACAGAGUGGUACGAAUUGAGGAAAGUGUUCAGUCAAUAGCAGUGCCGUGGCACAUGGUAAAGUCCCCCGUUGCGUUAGCCAAAGGCACGCUGCUUAUGAGCAGCUUCUAGCAGAGGUCGUUUUGGAACGCGCCAAUGUAAACGCUAAGCAUGGUUUGCCUCGCAAUAACUCACCCUUCUGGAAAUAAUAACCUCCGAUGGCAUCCACCAAGCUUGAUACAAGUGUUUAACGAGUACGGUAAGCUUCUUAAAGCACGUAGUGAAAAACGGAGAG
This is a messenger RNA of Dermacentor albipictus, 2387 nucleotides long. RefSeq names its product Vesicular acetylcholine transporter (gene VAChT). Lineage: Eukaryota; Metazoa; Arthropoda; Arachnida; Ixodida; Ixodidae. Gene Ontology annotation, molecular function: xenobiotic transmembrane transporter activity; acetylcholine transmembrane transporter activity. Gene Ontology annotation, cellular component: AP-1 adaptor complex; membrane; AP-2 adaptor complex. Gene Ontology annotation, biological process: chemical synaptic transmission; xenobiotic transport; transmembrane transport. The record is from RefSeq and is a predicted model, not a curated record.